CGCGUGGAUUGGCCUAUGAGCGUGGGCGGAAUCUUCCAGGGGCUUGCUCUUGAAGGCUCACGGAGAGCGAGUGUCGUCAUGAGCGAUCAACAGGACAGUAUGGCCACCACUGUUGCUGUCAGUCCCAGCGAGUAUCUUCAGCCCUCUGCCACUUCCUCUCAAGACUCCCAGCCCUCCCCACUGGCCCUCCUGGCCGCCACCUGUAGUAAGAUCGGCCCCCCUGCUGCUCAGUCCCCUGUCAGUGCCCCUCCUACCCAACCCCAACCUCGCCGUCUCCUCCCCAUCAAGCCCGCCCCCAUCGCCCCCGCCCCUCCCAAAAACCUGGGCUUCCUGUCCGCUAAAGGAAAUGUGAUCCAGCUGCCAGCGGGCCUGGGCUCCAACAGCCCCGGCACCCCCAUCGUCCUCACAAUCCAGCAGAGCCCUGGCCGCUCGACUCAAACAUCCAACAUCCAGUACCAGGUGAUGCCACAGCUGGGAGGCACACAGACCAUCCAGAUGAUGCAGCAGGGCGGACAGAUCCAGCUCAUCCCGGGUACCAACCAGGCCAUCAUCACCACGCCCAUGACGGUCCCCCAGCCACAGCCCGCUAGUGCGCCCAUCACCCCGCAGAAGACGGUGGCCAUCAAGCCGUCCCCCAGGGGGCGGAAACCAAAUGCAGCCAACGUGGUGCGGCUGCCUAGCGGGCUCACGCUGCCCCUCAACGUAGCCACCGGAGAUGAGCCAGCGGCAGCUCCUCCCCCGCCAACAAAGGGCAGACGAGGAAGGAAGAAGCUGGUGGCCGCAGCCCCUCCACCACAGACCACCUCUCCGCCCCCCGAGCAGAUGGAGACUAUAUUGUUAGAAGCGGGGGAGAAUAUUAUUCAGGCGGGGAACCAGCUUCUGAUUGUGCAGAACACCGGGUCGGGCCAGCAGCAGCUGGUGCAGUUGGUGCAGCAGAAACAGGAGCAGCAGGUGGUCCAGAUCCCCCAGCAGGCCCUGAAGGUGGUGCAGGCUGCCUCCGCCACCCUGCCUCAGGUCCCCCAGAGACAGCCUGCACCCAGCCUGCAGCCAGAGCCCACUCAGCUGCUGAUCAAAACGGCAUCAGGCGAAUGGCAGACUGUGCAGCUCCAGGAAACCACAGUUUCCACGGCAACAACGCCCUCCAGCAUGGUCACCACCACCCUGUCGUCCGUGGGGGCCACCAAGCGAACACUGGCGGGGGGCAGGAAGGAGAGGACCCUACCAAAAAUAGCUCCGGCGGGGGGGAUGAUAGCAUUGAACGCGGCCCAGCUCUCUUCGGCGGGCCAGGCCGUGCAGACUAUAAACAUCAACGGGGUCCAGGUGCAAGGAGUGCCCGUCACCAUCACCAACGCAGGAGGGCAGCAGCACCUGACAGUGCAGACGGUGCAGGGCGGGGCCCUCCAGCUGGGCGGCGUGACCUCCCAGGGCCACCAGGUGCAGAUGGAGCAGACUCUGGCUCUGGAGCUGCAGGGCCAGCCUGGGGAGAAGAAACGCCGCAUGGCCUGCACCUGCCCCAACUGUAAGGACUCCGAGAAGAGGCCCGGCGAGGUGGGGAAGAGGAAGCACAUCUGUCACAUCCCGGGCUGUGAGAAGACGUUCCGGAAAACAUCCCUCCUCCGGGCACACGUGCGCCUGCACACCGGCGAGCGGCCCUUCGUCUGCAACUGGGUCUUCUGUGGCAAACGCUUCACGCGCAGUGACGAGCUGCAGCGACACGCCAGGACACACACAGGAGACAAGCGCUUCGAGUGCAACCAGUGUCAGAAACGGUUCAUGAGGAGCGACCAUCUCACGAAGCAUUACAAAACACACAUAAACACCAAGAACUUGUGAGCUGAGCUGUGCUGUAUACCGACUGUAUACACAGUUAUGCCCUGAUGAACUAAACCCCAUAGAGGGCCGCAGGAGAGGAUACCAAGAUGGGUGAACCCCAAAAAGGCCCCAUUCUCCUUACUCCCCCACAGAGGCUUCGUAGCCUGGUGUACAUACCAAUCCUCCCCCUCACGGACUCAACUGUUCCAGUCAAGUUAUUAAUGAUAAAAAUAUAUAUAUAAUUAUGGGCAGCAUGCUUACCUACGUAGGCAGAAUGCGUAUAACAGCGAAAGGUGGUCUCCCAGAAAGACAGACAAGCGUGGCUGCUGUGUUCUGAUGACCUCACGCUCUGAGCGCCAUAUCCAAAUCCAGUCACCAGGCCUGAGGGAGGAAUGAGAGCGAAACGGAUAGAUUUAGUCUACCAAAGUACCCGAGCCCAAAGGAGACUCCAGCCACUCUUGCCCCUUCUUGUUUUUCCAUGUUUCAUUCUUUUCGAUAUUAAUAACAAAUAUUAUUGUUGUUGAAGCUCCAGAAUAAGGUUUUUUUCAAAGUUGAUCCUCAAGCCCCACGAGUAUCCAAGGUACUUUUUUCAGUCAAACAAAUCCUAUUCAGUAAAUUGCACUACAUGCAUAUCCUUUUACAUAGUUUGAACGGUAUUUGUAAUUCUAUUCUUGUUCAAUAUCAAAGUAAUAUUAUUGAUUUUCCAACAAAUAAAUGAUUUGGUUGGAAAGAAAACAUGCAUACCUAUGAGUCCUUGGUGACCACUUUGAAACCUUACACAGUUCCAGACUCGGAAAACCUAAGUUGGCAAAAUAAUUUGUGCAUAUGCGUACAAACAUACAUCCACACAUACAUGGGCAAGUAUAGAUAUUUAUGAUGUUCAGACAUAAUACCCUUUUCGGGAGGUUUUUUUGUAAAUUGAAAAUGUAAUUUAGGUUUUGGCAUUUUUUUGUUUGAGUGAAGAGUUACAAAUGAUUUUGAAUACAAAUGAUUUUGAAUACAGACUCCCUCCUAAUGAGUUUAAAUGUAGUGCUUUGCUAAGUGUAUAUCAUUAUGAUAUUAACUAAAUAUGUCCCAAAUAUUGGUCUGGCAUGACAAUCAUGUCAUAAGAUGAAGAGAGAAAAAAAAUCAACAUUAAAAUGCUUUCUCGGGCCUGUCACAAGUUAUUAGAUUACAUUAGAAGUCAUAACUUGUCUAUUAUGAUCUACAUUAAGAUCCGUUUGAGGCAAAUAUGUUUGAUAAAACAUUUCCGAUUCAUAUGACAUACAAGUUGACAAGCUAUCCACUAUUAUUUAUCUAAGGUUUCUGGUGUUUCAAUUCCUUUAACCCUCAAGGGAGAACACCAGUACAAUAAGUUCUGUUCAAUGAAUACAUAUUGACUGUUUAUGUAGCUAACUGCAUAACAGCCUACAUUUAUUUUUUAUUUCAAAUAUUUAAUGAACUAAUCAGAAAGAUUUAUAAAUGUCCCCCAACAAAAAAAUAUGAUCCUCAUGCAUUUUAAAAUGAGAUCAACGUUUCAUUGAAUAGCCCAUAUGAAAAUCAUGUCCAGUAUGUCUGGAUGCCUAAACUGGGCCUUGGGAAUGGAAAUAAUGUCCUGCUCAUAUUUAUGUUUGUAUUGUAUGUGCUGAAUGUGUAUAUACAAUGUGUCUGGGAGACACAGUAAAAUGUAGGAUAGAAAGUUGCACUGCCUUGUAUUUUGGCCAGCCUGGUCAGAGCUGAAGGAAGUGGACUCUGUACAGUGUGAAAGGAAAAUGAGUAAUGUGACAUUGUAUAGCUUCAUUCCUGCUUUGUACACCAUUACUUCUAGAUGAUCCCUUUUCUAUCGAAUUUAAAGUUGCCUUAGACAGUUGCACCCAGUAUUUAAAGAGAUUUCUGUCUAAUUUCCAGGGAAUGGCAUUUGUAGAGUUCAUUUUAUUUUUGUCUAACUUAUGUUACAUAAUGCCAAUGUUUGUGCACUGACUUGAGCCCAGGUUCAAAAUGUGAUUUUUAUUUGAUUUUUAAGUAAUGAUCAGUGGAUGAGUUAUUUUACCUAAACUGAAAAGGUCCUAAUGUUGGUCUCAGUGAACCAGGUGCUUUUCCCUCUCUAAACCUAAUCUACCACAGUAAUAGAUACAUGCCCUGUGUAUGUCUGAAAUGGCACCCUAAUCCCUAUAUUGUGCACUACUUUCAACCACAGCUCCAUGGUCUCUGGUCAGAAGUAGUGCACUAUAUAGGGAAUAGGGUGACAUUUCAGACUUCCUUUGUUUAACAGAAGUUCUCAGAUAUCCAGCUAUUGCCCAUCUUUUAUAACUUGUAUUAAGGCGCUUACUACAGGUGCUUGCUCCUUUUUUUACAGUCACCCACCCCCUCAAUAAAGCAUUCAAACUGUA
Messenger RNA from Oncorhynchus gorbuscha (pink salmon), 4181 nucleotides. Its product is annotated as transcription factor Sp2-like. Gene Ontology annotation, molecular function: RNA polymerase II cis-regulatory region sequence-specific DNA binding; DNA-binding transcription factor activity, RNA polymerase II-specific. The record is from RefSeq and is a predicted model, not a curated record. Gene Ontology annotation, biological process: regulation of transcription by RNA polymerase II. NCBI's taxonomy places the organism in Eukaryota, Metazoa, Chordata, Actinopteri, Salmoniformes, Salmonidae.